AAUUUCCAUUUUACUCCUUUCCUUCUUUCCGGUUCAUUCCAACGACCAAUAUUAAACUCGAACCGGUCAGGUGCCUGGUUUCUUAGACCACUCUAUUCAGAUUGAUUUCUGUCUUACACGCACGCGACGCAAUCACUCACUCCUCUUCAAUUUUCGAAAUUUUCAACACAGAUAAUUGUUGAUGAUUUGGCAACAUGAAUAAGUUGGUAGAGUUCGGGAGGAAAGCCCUGUUUUAUGUCAGGGUGCUUUCUGGAUAUGAAGAACGAAAAAUACGAUCUUUUAGGCUCCAGCUUGAACAGCGUGUACAACAGGUACAAGCAAGGAGGGCAGCCAUAAAUAAAGUACCUGAACAGGUUAUUUUAUCAGAGGUUCGUCGUAUGGUUGAAGAAAUGCAAGCUUUGAACAAGAAGCUGGAAGAAACAGAGGUAGCCAUUGAAGAAUAUUUCAAGCCUCUUGACAAGGAGGCUGAGAUUAUAAUGCAAAUGCAACUACAACGGGAAGAGAAAACUUCGGAGAUGAUGAUGAGUGCACUGGAGCAACAGGCUUUGCUUAAAAACGAUGAAGCAGGAAAAACUGCAGACAACGCUAGUACCAACCUGAAGGAAUCUGAGAUUAUGAUGAAAAUGCCUAUAGGAGAGGAAGAAAACACUUUGAAAGAGAUGAUGACAGCAAUGCAGCAACAAAUUUUACUUGAGAAAGCUAAUGCUGAAAAUACUGAUGGUGUGCAUCAAUCAGAGAAGUCUAAUAUUAACCCAGUCCCAGCAUCCACAACCACUUCUAAAGGGUAAUUUUGAAACAUUGUAAUAAAAUUUGAAAUGAGUUUUGACAUUGCUGUUGAAAUGUUAACCAUUUAUGGUGAAUCACACAAACCAAUGGCAGGAUUAGCGUAGGUAUGUUGUUUAUUUGUAUUACUUUAUUUAAUAAAACUUACAUCUUUUGAGGUGUGGUCAAAUUACAUCAACA
Lotus japonicus is the source of this 963-nucleotide messenger RNA. RefSeq lists its product as uncharacterized. The transcript has 4 exons. Lineage: Eukaryota; Viridiplantae; Streptophyta; Magnoliopsida; Fabales; Fabaceae. The record is from RefSeq and is a predicted model, not a curated record. The coding region runs from base 195 to 788 and encodes 197 amino acids.